Messenger RNA from Didymodactylos carnosus, 627 nucleotides. The record is from the annotation of a GenBank genome assembly. Lineage: Eukaryota; Metazoa; Rotifera; Eurotatoria; Philodinida; Philodinidae.
AUGCGGAAAGAAUCAAAUAGUAGUGGACAGAACGAGUUUCUGUUUGUUAAACUAUUAAAAUUAAACAGUCCUGAAUGGUAUUAUAUAGUGAUGGGCAGUUUAGCGGCUUUGGUCAAUGGUGCUAUAGUUCCAUUAGUGUGUGUCACAUUUGGUAAAACAAUAAAUAAUUUAUUUCUUUCGAUAUCUGGUGCUGAGCUAACAAAACGGCUGAGUGUUAAAGCAUUUGCAUCCAUGUUGAAACAAGAUAUGGAAUGGUUUGAUAAACAAGAAAAUCAUAGUGGUGCUAUAUGUCAACGAUUACAAUUUGAUGCAUUAGCUGUACAAAGCAUGGCAGGAUUUCGUAUUGGUUUAUUAAUAGAAACGUCUUCAACAUUUAUUAUUGGUCUUGGAUUUUCAUUUGUAUUCAGCUGGCAGUUAACUUUGAUUAUUAUUGCCUUUUAUUUGCUUGCUUUUGCAGGUGUUUAUCUACAAAUAUACACAGAAUCUACAUUAUGUGAGAAAACAUUCAAAAUAUUGAAGAAAGCAUCAGUAGUAAGUUUCAAUAAAUUUUGUGAAACCAGGACUCCUCUGCCGUUAGGAUUGGGACUGUUAGAAACGACUGUAAACAUAGGUUAUCGACUAUGUUGA